Molecule: messenger RNA, 2220 nt
Organism: Aureobasidium subglaciale EXF-2481
Lineage: Eukaryota; Fungi; Ascomycota; Dothideomycetes; Dothideales; Saccotheciaceae
Exons: 1
Coding region: 120-1991 (623 amino acids)
Source: RefSeq, a predicted model, not a curated record
ACACACAACAACAAGGGAAGGUGCGACCCAAGCAAUUGCGGACAGUAUAAGCACAUCAGGCUCCUUCUUGUCAAACUGGAUCUCCGGAGCGAAUUCAUCGAACUUGGCAGCAACAAACGAUGGUGUCCACUCGACGAGCGCAAAGCAGCGCAACACCACCGACUACACCGUCAGCAGCCCGGCAUGUCGAAGCACCUCAGUCUGCGCCGGGGAGUGGCAAGAAGAUGAGCAAGGAGUUGCGUCGCUUGACGAUCGAUGCAAAUCCGAGUCUCGGCGGAGUCGCUACGACGUCGCCGGCAAAGAGGAAGAGGCGGCGCAGCGGAGUGCGACAGGAAGUCGUCCACGACCAAACAGAGCGACAAGCACAGGCCGAUGGCUCGCAAGACCAAGCGCCAAGCCAGCUACUCCCCGAUGGAGGGGUCCUGUUGACACCUUCGCCGUCGGACUCGCCCGACUCGCCGCAUGUCCCAUCGACAAACGACGCCGCUCCCUCUCAGCCUUGCCUCGAACGACAAAUCACUCCGCUUGCCGUCAAGGACUCGCAACCGAUCGCUCAGAGCAGCAGUUUGCAGCCUGCUUCGCCCUCUGAUCAGUCACCUGCCCUCGCGACCCGAGCUGCUGGCAAGCGCAAGAUUACGCAAUACUUCACCGCCGUAUCCGCCCAAGACAAGGCCAACAAACGCCGCAAGAUCAAUGGCCCGCCGUCGCUACACAAGACGACGAGUGUGCCAGAGUCAUCUCUUGCUCCACCAACCACACUGUCCACUGCUGCCAGCGCGCCCGAGCUGAAGUCGGAAGAGACAAAAGAGUUGGAAACAACAAGUCAAACCCCUGUCGACCAAGUGGUACUAGAGAGCGUGGUGAAAGCAGUGCAAACACGGCCGGAAGAGAAGGAGCCAGACAAGCCUCAGGACACGGAUCGAGAGCACGAACAGCAAUACCACACGGCAGAAGAAGGCCACAGCAACAAGGAGGACCUGGCGAAACGAGAGGAAGACGAGAAGAAGGCGCUCAAGAGGGAGCGCGAGUUGAAGAAGCUGCAGAUCGACGCAAAACCUGCCCUGAUCGACAAACGCUCAAGAAGGCAGACGACUCUUCCACCCGCUCGCAUCGACGACGACGAAGACGCCAGGUCUGCCAAACGUCAACGCAUGAGUCUUCCCGCCUCUGGUAUUGCUGAUCCAUUGUCGUCGACUCCGGCAAGAGCUAAAGAAGAAGUGCCAGCCAAGGAGAUACCCACCAUUGCAGAAGCACUCGCUACUCCACCAGAACCAAAUCCGCCCGUCUUUCCCGCUGGAACUGAUCCAAAGUUGCUCGCAUCCGGGGAGGUCAAUGACAAGUGGCUCACAAAAUGGCUCGGUUACGUUGCUCAUAUUACUGGCGACGAGGACACUUCGAAGAUCCUAACAGAAGAAGACGCCACGCAUCUUGUCAAGCCUGAUCGCAGUCAAGAAACAAGCCAAGACCGCCAGAAGCGAAUCAGUGGCGAACUGGACACGAUAGCUACAUGGGAUGUCAUGGCACCUCAACAAGAAGCCACUCAGUCAAGUCCUGAACAAGCACCGAUCAAACCCUUGAUCAAGAAGAAGAAGCAGAGAUUCAACCCAAAGCCGAAAGGUCAACCGUAUAUACCAAAAGCAAAGAAGCGAGCCCAGGAAUUGGCAGCGCUCAAGGCGAAGAAGAAGGCCGAAGUCGAGGCAGGUGCAGGGUCAGUGGUAGCUGCAGAAGCAACAUCUGUGCAACGUGUGGCCCCGGAGCCGAUGCAACCAGCGGUAAUGCCACGGCCGGAGCAGAAGACCGAGGCCGAGAAGGAGGUCGAGCCUGUCCAACGAUCGACACCACAUGUACCGCCUCCUGUGCAAGAGGACGAGGUGGCGACAGAUUGGCUUACAGAUUUGAUGAACACUACAGAGACAAUCUUCCAGGCAGACGAGCAGACCAAGAAGACGAAACGAGGCAGCAAAGGAAAAGGGAAAGCCAAGGCUGCUUGAGACGCUUGAUUUGUUUGAGCAGGCGAUAUAUGAGGAGUCGGAUUAGCUGACAAUGGGAGUUUAUGGCUUAUGUUGUGCUUCUCUUGGCAGCAUGGGCAAGGUGUUUUCAGCAAGGGCGUUUAUGGCGAAUUGGGAUGUCUUUCUCAUCAUUUUCUCGAGCAUUGCACAUCUAUCCAUCAUUCAAGUUUUCUCAUUGUUCUUUUGGCCAACAGUAUCCGAGUAGUGUCUU